Vigna radiata var. radiata (mung bean) is the source of this 981-nucleotide messenger RNA. RefSeq names its product psbP domain-containing protein 7, chloroplastic. Bases 1 to 825 code for a protein of 274 amino acids. Gene Ontology annotation, biological process: photosynthesis. The transcript is spliced from 3 exons. Gene Ontology annotation, cellular component: photosystem II oxygen evolving complex; extrinsic component of membrane; photosystem II. The record is from RefSeq and is a predicted model, not a curated record. NCBI's taxonomy places the organism in Eukaryota, Viridiplantae, Streptophyta, Magnoliopsida, Fabales, Fabaceae. Gene Ontology annotation, molecular function: calcium ion binding.
AUGGGUUUGGCAGUGCAAGCCAGGUUUCGGACAUGGAACCCAAUUCGAGUGCCACGUUGUUCCGGCAAUCGUAACGGAGGGCCAUCUCCAGCAGAGGAAUUUGCACCACUGGCCACCAAAUUUCAGAGGCGUCUUCUUGUGGGCAUAGGCUCAGCUUCACUAGUGGCUUUUGGUGCAAACUUUGGAGGCAUCACCAGUUUUCUUCUUGAUUUGUCACCACAAAGUGGUCGCAAUCUGAAGCUGGACGUGCUUUAUCCAAUUGGUGGCUACAGCCGUUGCAUUGACACAAAGGAAGGAUUUGAAUUCAUAUACCCAGCAAAUUGGGUGGGAGAUCAGACAAUUCUGUAUCGAGCUGCUAAGAAAAGAGAGAUGGAACGAUCAUUGGAUCCUCCUCCCCUGAAUGUACGGCGGCGUUCUAACAUCAAUGAACCGGUUGUUGCAUUUGGUCCCCCGGGUUCCACUGGAGAACUCAAUGUUAGUGUAAUUGUUUCACCUGUCGCACCAGAUUUCUCGAUUGAAGCAUUUGGAGGGCCCGAUGAGGUAGGUGAAGCAGUGGUUCGAAGCAUAACAGGAUCAGGGCAACACCCUGAGGUGAAAGGCACAUUGAUAAAAUCAAGUUUGAGGGAGGAUUCUGUCAGAAAUGCCAAAUACUACGAACUGGAGUUCAGAGUUGAGAGCCCCUCGUUUAGGCGACACAAUGUCUCCGUCUGCUGCGCUCGUGGUGGUAGGCUUUUUACUUUAAAUGCUCAAGCACCCGAAUCAGAUUGGCCAGGAUUGAAGUCAGAUUUCUAUAGGAUUGCUAAUUCAUUUAGCCUCACAAUUUAGUGAUUCAAAACGAAGCUUCAAUAGGAAAUAAGGGCAGAAGCCUAGACCAAAAAGCUUCCCUUAGGUCGGACCUUAUAGAUGCUUUGUUUCCAAAACCAUGUUAUUGAAUUGCAUGGCUAGAAAACCAAACAUUGUGGGGCAUCUGCUUCAGCAGAA